GAUGAUUUCCUAGGUCAAGUGGAUGUUCCUCUUUAUCCAUUACCGACAGAAAAUCCAAGAAUGGAGAGACCAUAUACAUUUAAGGAUUUUGUUCUUCACCCAAGAAGUAACAGAUCAAGAGUUAAAGGUUAUCUGAGAUUAAAAAUGACUUAUUUACCUAAAACCAGUGGCUCUGAAGAAGAUAACACAGAACAGGCUGAGGAAUUAGAGCCUGGCUGGGUUGUUUUGGACCAACCAGAUGCUGCUUGCCAUUUGCAACAGCAACAGGAACCUUCUCCUCUACCUCCAGGAUGGGAGGAGAGGCAGGAUAUCCUUGGAAGGACCUAUUAUGUAAACCACGAAUCUAGAAGAACACAGUGGAAAAGACCAACCCCUCAGGACAGCCUAACAGAUGUUGAGAAUGGUGACAUUCAACUGCAAGCACAGCGUGCCUUCACUACCAGGCGGCAGAUAUCCGAGGAAACAGAAAGUGUUGACAACCGAGAGUCUUCCGAGAACUGGGAAAUUAUAAGAGAAGAUGAAACCACCAUGUAUAGCAGUCAGGCCUUCCCGUCACCUCCACCAUCAGCUAACUUGGAUGUUCCGACACAUCUUGCAGAAGAAUUGAACGCCAGACUCACGACUUGUGGAAAUUCAGCAACCAGCCAGCCAGCAUCCAGCUCAAAUCAUUCCAGCAGAAGAGGCAGCUUACAAGCCUAUACUUUUGAGGAACAGCCUACACUUCCUGUGCUUUUGCCUACUUCAUCUGGAUUACCACCAGGUUGGGAAGAGAAGCAAGAUGAAAGAGGAAGAUCGUAUUAUGUAGAUCACAAUUCCAGAACUACUACCUGGACAAAGCCCACUGUUCAGGCCACAAUGGAGACCAGUCAGCUGCCAUCAAGCCACAGUUCUUCCAUGGGCCCUCAACCACAGAGCUCUGCGAGUGAUUCAGCACAGCAGAUGACCCAGCCAUCUGAAAUUGAGCAAGGAUUCCUCCCGAAAGGCUGGGAGGUCCGGCAUGCACCCAACGGGAGGCCUUUCUUUAUUGACCACAACACCAAAACUACCACCUGGGAAGAUCCAAGAUUGAAAAUUCCAGCUCAUCUGAGAGGAAAGACAUCACUUGAUUCUUCUAAUGAUCUAGGACCUCUACCUCCAGGAUGGGAAGAGAGGACUCACACAGAUGGAAGAAUCUUCUACAUAAAUCACAAUAUAAAAAGAACACAAUGGGAAGAUCCUCGCUUGCAGAAUGUAGCAAUAACUGGACCAGCUGUGCCCUACUCCAGGGAUUACAAACGAAAGUAUGAGUUCUUCCGAAGAAAGAUGAAGAAGCAGAAUGACAUUCCAAACAAAUUUGAAAUGAAACUUCGCCGUGCAACUGUUCUUGAGGAUUCUUACAGAAGAAUUAUGGCUGUCAAGAGAGCAGAUUUCCUCAAGGCUAGACUGUGGAUUGAGUUUGAUGGUGAAAAGGGAUUAGAUUACGGAGGAGUUGCCAGAGAAUGGUUCUUCCUAAUCUCAAAGGAAAUGUUUAACCCUUAUUAUGGAUUGUUUGAAUAUUCUGCUACGGAUAAUUACACCCUACAGAUAAAUCCAAAUUCUGGAUUGUGUAAUGAAGAUCACCUCUCUUACUUCAAGUUUAUAGGCCGGGUAGCUGGAAUGGCAGUUUAUCAUGGCAAACUGUUGGAUGGUUUUUUCAUCCGCCCGUUUUACAAGAUGAUGCUACACAAACCAAUAACACUUCAUGAUAUGGAAUCAGUGGAUGGUGAAUAUUACAAUUCACUGAGAUGGAUUCUUGAAAAUGAUCCAACAGAAUUGGACCUCAGGUUUAUCAUAGAUGAAGAACUUUUUGGACAGACACAUCAACAUGAAUUGAAAAAUGGUGGAUCAGAAAUAGUUGUUACCAACAAGAACAAAAAGGAAUAUAUUUAUCUUGUAAUACAAUGGCGCUUUGUAAACCGAGUCCAGAAGCAAAUGGCUGCUUUUAAAGAGCUUCUUAUGUGUGGAUUGGGAGAUGUGGAUGUGAACGACUGGAAAGAACACACAAAGUAUAAAAAUGGCUAUAAUGUAAAUCAUCAAGUCAUACAGUGGUUUUGGAAGGCUGUUUUAAUGAUGGAUUCAGAAAAAAGAAUAAGAUUACUUCAGUUUGUCACUGGCACAUCCCGGGUGCCUAUGAAUGGAUUUGCUGAACUAUAUGGUUCGAAUGGACCACAGUCUUUUACGGUUGAACAGUGGGGUACCCCAGAAAAGCUGCCAAGAGCUCAUACCUGCUUUAAUCGCUUGGACUUGCCACCGUAUGAAUCAUUUGAAGAAUUAUGGGAUAAACUUCAGAUGGCAAUUGAAAACACUCAGGGUUUUGACGGGGUUGAUUAGAUUACAAUGAAUAAUCUGUAGUGUUUUAUUGCCACAAUUUUAUAAACAAAAAUCUUGACUUAAAAUUUUCCCAGGAACUAUUAAAACUUGGCCAUUGACUCUUCCCAGAUAUUUUAGAAAAUCAUAUAAAAGCAUUAGAAGGAGUCAUAUGACAACUUUACCAUUAUUUCAAUCACUUUUGCGUUGCAUUUACAUGGUUGUUUCAUUCUAUCUUUAGAGUUCAUACUAUAGGAUGUAAGUCCUGUGUGCCUGAAAUAGCAAGUUUUGUUCUCAACACUUACCUCUUUUACAGUGUCUGCCAGGCAGUUCUUUCUUAAACUACUGAAAUUAUAACUGUGAAGUAUUUGUGAGAAGUGUUAUGUGUGAAAAGUUAGAUGCUUUUUAAGAAGGAAAACUGAAAUUUGGGGGAAAAAAUACAUUAAUUUUGAGUAAACUACGGUAAAUGUAGUGCUGCUUGCAGCUAUUUAUUAUUAUGUGGUCCUGCCUAAUGCACCUUACUGCCCAGAAAGUCUGUUGCCUAUAUUUUUAGUCAACUGACUCACUUGCAGAAAAUGUUUACUUCAUUUUAAGAAUAUUAGCCUUUUGUUACUAUGUGGUUUUAGGUGGUUCAUACAACAUGUGAAGCAAGUUCAAAUUUGCAAUGAGUGAAAAGUAUUAAAGCCUUCCUCUUGCCUGUAUAUCCUUAUGGUUCAUUGGCAUAGACAUCACUUUUUCAUGUUUUAGUAUAGUUAGAAGAA
Molecule: messenger RNA, 3086 nt
Organism: Choloepus didactylus (southern two-toed sloth)
Lineage: Eukaryota; Metazoa; Chordata; Mammalia; Pilosa; Megalonychidae
Product: E3 ubiquitin-protein ligase NEDD4-like
Exons: 1
Coding region: 61-2349 (762 amino acids)
Biological process (GO): receptor catabolic process; regulation of dendrite morphogenesis; ubiquitin-dependent protein catabolic process
Molecular function (GO): protein binding; ubiquitin protein ligase activity; sodium channel inhibitor activity
Source: RefSeq, a predicted model, not a curated record